Aplosporella prunicola CBS 121167 is the source of this 1422-nucleotide messenger RNA. RefSeq lists its product as uncharacterized. The record is from RefSeq and is a predicted model, not a curated record. NCBI's taxonomy places the organism in Eukaryota, Fungi, Ascomycota, Dothideomycetes, Botryosphaeriales, Aplosporellaceae. The transcript has a single exon. Bases 1 to 1422 code for a protein of 473 amino acids.
AUGCCUGCUAAGACCCUUCCUCCCUCCAUGCUUCCCGAUGACCUCCCCGUCUUGAACUUCGCUCAAGAAAUGCGCGCCAUCGAACCUGCCAUCCGCGCUCUCAACAAGCUGGCCGCCCGCCUGCCGACCCAGGACCUUCAUUUACCGCGGAGUCAGGAGAAUCCCGGUCAGCAGAGUCAGGACUCCAACGACUCGUUCAAAGACCUCACCGACUCCCAACUUAUGGCUCAUUUCCCCGACCCCCACCCUACUGUUAACAGUGAUCCCCCUCUUCCCGACAACCUCCCUCUCGAGGCUUCGGAGCUCCUUACACUCAUCGCACGUCAAAAAAGCUCAUUUGAGAGGCAAUGCAAAAGCAUGCUGGACCUUCUGAACCAAGUUUCGGGGACAGUGCUGUUUCAGCGUAACUCCUUCAGAGUCGAAUUUGACAUAAUGCGUAUGAAAAUCCUGAAGCUGGUCAACGAUGCUUCAAAGACCCACGGGGCGAAGCAACCCUGCGCCUCUCAGCCAUCGCAAUCCCAGCCCAGCUCUGCAAACAACGACAAACUAAGAGCCACUCGUCAUCAAGCCGGACAAGACACCAAGCCUCGUCAUCAUUCAGGUGCUUUAAAGAGCGAACCUACUGCCACAUCCUCAAGACCUGACAAGCAUAGCCGUCACAGUGAAGGAGACGCACAGGCGCAGAAGAGUACGAACACGGGCUUUUGCCGCAAAAUCAAGUUCGUAACGUUCGAAGAUGACCAUCGCGAAGAAUCGGCUUCCGGACAAGGCCCGAGGGCCUCUCGGUCAAGUGGAAAAGACUCCUCCGCACUUCCGAAGACAACCCCACACCCUGUCUCUGCACCGCAGGAGCGUAGUAGGAAAGCCUCUGGUCCAAGCUUCUCUCGUCCCGGCGCCAGGAACGACAGCUUGCCUGGUAUGCAGAUUGACUGUCGUAGCCACGGCCAUCAGCAUUUCGACUCUAAGGAUCACAUGAGCAAGUUCGACUUCGGACCUUUCCACCCGGUCUUCCGCUCGGAUAACGUCGGUAUGGAGAGUCAAGACACGCAGGCUUCGCAGAAGUCGAAUAUGAGUUUGUUCAGCUCUGGUACACAGGCUCCGCAGAAGCCUAAUUUGAACUUGUUCGGCUCUCCCACCCAGUCUUCGCCGAAGUUGAAUACGAGCCUGUUCAGCUCCGGCACACAGGCUCCGCAGAAGUCGAGUAUGAACCAGUCCGACCUUGGCACGUUUCACUCAGCCUUCGGAUCCAAGAGCAAUGACACCACGCACAUUCAGAACACACAGGCGGCGCAGAAGUCGAAGCGCAAGCGCACUACGAAGGAAUUCGAAGAUGGACCUUCUUCGAGCUCGGAUCGCCACAGCAUCCGUUAUUCUCUUGGUGGUUACGGUGCCGGGAAGCGUUACAAAGGCUGUGACGCCUAG